GGACUGGCCGAUAGAUGCCGCUGUCGGGGUUUCUUUCUUUUCGCACGCUCUGAAAGGUGAAGGAAGAAGAAUCGUCCAACACGUCAGACAUUUUUUUUAUUAUAGUUAUUACAAUUAUAUCCUAGUAUAUUUUAUAAGCUAUCAGAAUGACAAAGACAAAAAAUAUAAAAAGGGAAAAGAUUAGCGUUGCGACAGAGAUUGACCGUGUUGAGGAGCAGCGACUGAAGUGGCAGGGCAGUCUGGAGAAGGCCGAAUUCAGACAUCGGCGUGAGCAGCUCUCAGGUGAAGACAGACAGGCCCUCGAGGACGAAAUGGCGCUCAUGAACGAGAGGAUACAAAAAUAUGAGAAGGAGCUUGCGGAUUUGCGGGGAGAGAACAGGAGGAACAUGAUGCUCUCCGUAGCCGUGCUGGCCAUCAGUGCUCUUUUCUAUUACUCCUUUAUUUAUUGAGGACCCCUGCAGCGAUGCCUGCUGCCUUGGCAUGUCAUCCGUCUCCUGUUUAUAGAAGCUGGUAGUAAAAUGCGUUUUUUUUAAUAUAAUAUACACACAAGGGCUUUAGAAACGUGAUGCAGGGUGACGAGGUUCAAAUCCAUCUCAGUGGUGUUAUAGCAGGAGAUCUUCCCCUCGUGCUAUACAGCAGGUUCAGGUGAAAAAGGGAAAAAUGUAUUUGUAGCGCAUCCGAAGACACACUACACAACCACAUAUGAUUGUGGAAAAGUAUUAGAAAAUCUUAGAAAAAAACAUAUUAAAAGCAAAUGAAUUGAA
Molecule: messenger RNA, 764 nt
Organism: Silurus meridionalis
Lineage: Eukaryota; Metazoa; Chordata; Actinopteri; Siluriformes; Siluridae
Gene: ccdc167
Product: coiled-coil domain containing 167
Exons: 4
Coding region: 147-449 (100 amino acids)
Source: RefSeq, a predicted model, not a curated record